Pestalotiopsis fici W106-1 is the source of this 513-nucleotide messenger RNA. RefSeq lists its product as uncharacterized. The record is from RefSeq and is a predicted model, not a curated record. Lineage: Eukaryota; Fungi; Ascomycota; Sordariomycetes; Amphisphaeriales; Sporocadaceae. The transcript has 2 exons. Bases 1 to 513 code for a protein of 170 amino acids.
AUGGCUAUGAUUCAUGUCGAAGACGAAGACCAUGUCACCAGAGAUGACAACGGCAACCUGAUUCUGCGCCCUGGCAUACGUAUGUUGCCCAUUGAAUACCACGAGGCUUAUGACGACUACAACUACGAAUACCAUGGAUACCUCGAGAUGUUCACGACGCCCAUCGUCCAGCCAGGUUCCGAGGAUCCGUUUCCCGUCCCGCGUCGCACUGGCCAUUUCGCUGCACGCGCACCGGCCCAUUGGCAGCUCAUGAAUCCCCUGCAGGCCCCCAACAACAAUCCUCCUGCCAAUGACGCCAGUAUUCCGGCUGACAACAUCGAGUCCCGUCCCGUUGACGCGGAGUCCAACCUCGGUGGUGGUGAUGGUUCAGUUGCUGCUGAGAUGGCCGCCAAGUGGCAUGUCGAGCUGGUCACUUGCUCGCACCACGGCAGUAUGAGCUCCUAUCCCAUCCUAACGCUACAGGGUCAGUAUAACAGCUGGCAGAAUAAGCAUUCUGCCGGCCGGGCAUCUUGA